Molecule: messenger RNA, 1509 nt
Organism: Manihot esculenta (cassava)
Lineage: Eukaryota; Viridiplantae; Streptophyta; Magnoliopsida; Malpighiales; Euphorbiaceae
Product: E3 ubiquitin-protein ligase RZFP34
Exons: 12
Coding region: 335-1174 (279 amino acids)
Biological process (GO): protein ubiquitination; ubiquitin-dependent protein catabolic process
Cellular component (GO): nucleus
Molecular function (GO): zinc ion binding; ubiquitin protein ligase activity
Source: RefSeq, a predicted model, not a curated record
UAUAUAAAAUUAUGGGAAGAAGAUUUGAGAUUCUUACAACUCACUCUUGGCUCACAGAUUCUAAAAAGAUAUAUAACCUUUUUUAUCACUAGAAUAAAGCUUUCAAUUCUCUAUAUCCAUUAAAACCCACGUUCCUCAUUAAUUCUCGGAUAAGACAACCUUCUCCUCCGUGUUGCUGACUCUCCCUUCUUUCUCAUGUAUAUAUUUUCCAUUUCUGUGUCUCCUCCAUCCCUGUAUCACCAUCUUUUGGCUCAUUAAUUCCUGGGUUUGUGCUUCAUUCUGGGAUUUCUAUUGAUUGGGUUUUGUCUGAAGUAGAAAUUGUCGGAAUUUGAAAAUGAGUACUGAGUUUGAGGCACAAUCCAACUUUACUGAAUCUGGGAAUUAUGGGUGUUCCCAUUACAGGAGAAAAUGCAAGAUCAGAGCACCUUGUUGCAAUGAGGUAUUUGAUUGCAGACAUUGUCAUAAUGAAGCUAAGAACUCCUUGGAAACUAAUCCUCUGGAUCGACAUGAUAUUCCACGUCAUGAUGUUACUAAGGUCAUAUGCUCCGUCUGUGGCACAGAACAAGAUGUUCAGCAGAAUUGCAUAAAUUGUGGAGUUUGUAUGGGGAAGUACUUCUGUGCAAAGUGCAAAUUCUUCGAUGAUGAUAUCGCAAAGAAUCAAUACCACUGUGAUGAAUGUGGCAUAUGCAGAACUGGUGGUCAGGAAAAUUUCUUCCAUUGUAAACAAUGUGGAUGUUGCUAUUCAAAGUUAAUGAAAGAUGCCCACCGUUGCGUGGAAAGAGCAAUGCACCACAAUUGCCCUGUUUGCUUUGAGUUUCUGUUUGACACUAUGAAAGAUAUAACUGUGUUGCCUUGUGGACAUACGAUACAUUUGGAAUGUGUGAGAGAGAUGGAACAGCAUUACAGGUACUCAUGCCCAGUGUGCUCCAAGUCCAUCUGUGACAUGUCCAGAUUAUGGAGAAAGCUUGAUCAAGAGAUUGCUGCAACUCCAAUGCCUGAUAUUUACCAAAAUAAAAUGGUGUGGAUUCUCUGCAAUGAUUGUGGUGCAAACUCCCACGUAAGAUUCCAUAUAGUGGCGCAUAAAUGUCUAAGCUGCAAGUCCUACAAUACCCGACAGACACAAGGAGGCGCAGGCGGAUCUUGCUCGUCAGGCAUGGCUGAAAUGGUGAGAUGACUGUUGGUUUAACUACAAAAGGCAUUCAAAUCCUCCUGCAUUCAUCCGUCUGCUCUUGGCUACGAGCUAAAUGUUCAAGAUGCAUCAAAUUUGCAGUCAAAGCCAACUUGUGCAGAUUGAUUUUUGCCGAUGAAAACUUGGUUUAAUGUUCCAACAUGAGGUUACUAACCAACAAGAACCUCUUUACUUCAAAUUUAUGUAGUAGAUUUUCCUCUCUUUUUUUCUUCUGCAUCUCUAUAAUUAAAGGAAAUGAAGUAGACUAUCUUCUGAAUGAAGAAGUUUUAGUAUAUUGAAGUUUAAUGUACUUGUAGGAUGUCAAUUAUUUUUAAUUUUUU